AGCUGUAUCAUGUUUGAUGUAAACCAGACCUCGAUCGAUAAUGCGAUCCAUAUCGACAUGAUAAUGAGUUCCUUUGCAAGAUAUUUCCUUGUGAUUUUGAACAUCGUCAUCUUGUUUGUCAGCAUCGGAGGAAACACGAUCGUACUUUACGGGUCACUGGUGCACAAUGCUCUCAGAAUGGACAAGAUAACGCUACUGUUGGUGAAGAAUGUGGCCGUUUCAGACAUGUUGAUAGCACUUCUCUUCUACCUUCCAGCUCUGACGAAUCUCCUGCACGGAAGCUGGGUGUUGGGGUACGGGAUGUGCUUUAUUAACGGGUGGAUGAGUCUGGUGCCUAAUGUCGUGGAGAUAAUCACACUGGUGGUCCUGUCUUGCUACAGACUGUCACUUAUUGUCGGAGCAGUGAGUCGCUCAUUUCGCCACAACUUGAAGCCCUGGUAUGUUGGUCUUGCUGUUCUCUGGUUCUCCAUCACCAUCCUUCCCUUCUUCUUCUCCGCUCUGGACUUCUUACCGUGGUACGAUCCGUACACACAAUCCUGCAACUCAGCGAACAUGGCCAACGCACAACCGCCCAUCUACAAGAUUGCCCUAAUCGCCCUGCUGAACGUAUGCCUGAAUAUCUUCCCGAUGUUUGUCAUCACCACCACCAACAUCUUCAUCCUGAUAUCUAUCUACAAGACCUCUGCCAGGAUCGACAACAAGAUCAGCUACCGAGGCAGCAUCAAGGUCCCGGAGGCAAACAAAAAGAAGCACCUCCCCACCCGUACCAUCAAGGCGAUCCCUAUGAUCUGUCUAACCUUCAUCUUCUCCUACUUCCCCUACCUCAUAGCCUGCCUCAGUAACUUCGGAAUCUUCCUGCCCGCCUGGUGGCGUACCCUCUCCUUCUACUUUGCUGCUAUCAACAUAGUGUCCAACCCCCUGAUCUACGCAGCUGUCAACCUGGAGUUCAGGAAGUAUUGUUUCUCUCUGGUGGGGCUAGCUGAACUGAGUAGCGGGGACACCACCAACACUUUCUACAAGCCUGAUGGGAGUAGCAGUAUUAAGAGUGUACCUGAGCCUACCCCGCCUGAUAUGAAGAGUUACAUCACUUCGGAUGAUUAUGAAACUACUGCUGAUGAGAGCUGAGACUUUGAAGUGUGCUCUCCUUUUUAUUGUUGAUGUUUGUUUUCCAAAGUGGAACGAUUGAGCUGACCUUGAGUUUCUUGUGGGGUCAAUCCUUGAUGUUAGGCCCUACAUUGAGCUUUAUUUCAGAUAGUUUGAUCGUUUCACUUUGUUUGAAACAAUUUGCUCCUGUUCCUGGUAUUGAACCAGAAAUCAGUGAGCAUUUUGAAGACCUGAAACAGCCAGAUAACCAAAGCUUAAUACUCGCUAUAAAGCAAGCUUGUUGGAUGAUGUGAACAUUAAUCAGAACCGUCCGAAUAGUGGAUUAUUUACGGUGUCUAGUAGGUCAAUUGACUGGGCUGGAUGAAUUGAGACUAAAGUUCAUCAAGGACUACUAAGGAAUGGUUUAGGUUUCGGGCAUAUUGACGAAAAUAUUGCCUUCGUUCUUUUUUAUCUGUUUCUUAUCUUUACCAUUGUGUACUUUGAGAUAACUUUUUACUGAUGCCAUUAUGUUAGAACUAUUAUGUUCACAUUUUAUAUUUAGAAAACCGGCCUUGCUUGUACUCAAGUUCUUUUGAUGAAACCAGUGGCUCUAGUUUCAAUUUCGAAUGUGAACACUUUAGUCUCCGCAAAUAAUAAAUAACUUUUUAAUUUUCACAGUUUUUUUAUCACUCAAAUGGGGAAUGGAGAGCAUUUUAAUGAUGACAUUAGGAAUGAUUCUGACAGGCUGAUGAAAAAUACUUUGAUAUCUAUUUUUUUCCGAUUUCCUGAGAACAUUUUUGAAAUAUCAAGCGUAAUUACCAUAAUUAUGAUGUUAUUAAUUUUGAGAUAAAGUAUUUGGUGAUAAGAGUUAUGUUAUGAAGAAUAUUACCUGUCCGAGAUCCAUAAUCACAACAGCUGAGUUGUUGUUGUGGAAACUCUCGGGUAGAAUUAGGAGCGGGGCUUGUAUCUUCAACAGGAUAUCCCAUCUGAACAAUUUUACAAUAUUUUAAUCGAGAUAUUACCGAAUUUUUAUUUUAAAACUUUAUUGUCUGACGAGGUACAGCUUAAAGUUAGCUCAGGGAAGGCUUCAUAGAAGUGCUGAUCGUUUCUUAAAAGCCGUGAACGAGGACUAAUUCCCGUACCAUCCUGUACCGUGUUCUGUGCAUGAACUUUCUCGUUUUUACUGUUUGACUUUUGUAUUACUAAGAUUAUUUGAUAUUUUGUCGUAUUUAAACUUUUUUAGCUACAGCUGACAUUGUUUAUGUUCAGUCAUCCCGAUUUUCUGGUAUUUUGAGGAAUCUGCAAAACAGUGAGAACAAAAAGCAACAAGCAUGAUAAACCGAAGCAUGGAAAAUCGGGAGAAAAGCUAUGAAUAAUAUUUUGAUAUACCAUUUCAUUUCUUUAAGUUUUUGGACUCAUCAAAUACCAACUGUUUUGUAUUAUGUUUUUAUCAUCUGUUAGGUGCGUUUUUAUAAAAGAUGAAGGGAAAAGGGUAAAUAUUUGUUCGUUUUAGAUCUGUGUAAUUUUAUCAAAUAUUUGAACCAUCCUUACUUUUACACAUUUGAAAUAA
Molecule: messenger RNA, 2653 nt
Organism: Bolinopsis microptera
Lineage: Eukaryota; Metazoa; Ctenophora; Tentaculata; Lobata; Bolinopsidae
Product: green-sensitive opsin-1-like
Exons: 6
Coding region: 10-1125 (371 amino acids)
Biological process (GO): G protein-coupled receptor signaling pathway
Cellular component (GO): membrane
Molecular function (GO): G protein-coupled receptor activity
Source: RefSeq, a predicted model, not a curated record